AGCUUGAUGGUUAUUGAUGCUUCAUUCUGGCUCUAUUGCUGUUGUCUGUCUAGGAUGGAGGAUCAGGACAGGGUCAGUCAGGCCUCCAGCAGUGCCACAGUGUCCUUUCUGCCGAUCAGAGACAAGUGUCAUGAAAAAGUGCAGGAGUUUGGAAAGAGGUGUCAAGCGGCGAAAAGAGACCCCAACUGUCCUGUGGUGAUCAGAGGAUGGCUGUACAAGAGGGACAGCACUGGACUGAAAUUGUGGAAAAGAAGAUGGUUUGUUCUCUCCAAUUACUGCCUGUAUUAUUAUAAAGACAGCCGUGAGGAGUCUGUCCUGGGCAGUAUUCCUCUUCCCAGCUACAGGAUUCUCUACUGCUCCCCUAGAGAGUGCAGGAACCGGAAAUAUGCAUUCAAAGUUGUUCAUCAGGGGAUGCGGCCGUACAUCAUGAGUGCUGAAACCCAGGAGGACAUGUUGGGUUGGGUCAGGGCUCUCAGCCAAUCAGCAAGCAUGGAGGCUGAUGACAUCAUCAACAGACGCUGUGCCAGUUUUCAGGACUUCACUCAGAUGGGAGAUAACGCUGAAACCAUGGAGCUCCAGCACACGGCCAUGUUUCCAGAACGAAACGCCCAGACCGCAACAAAACUGAGCAGGGCGCAGACAGAGCCGACUCUACUGGAUCAAGACAUGAUGGGAAUUCAAAUGAAGACACCAGAGCUGAGAGGAAGACAUGAGAACAGACCAAUCGCACAUGAAGCUACUGAGUAUUCUCAGAGUUUGCUGAACGCAGAUAAGGAACGUCUUUCCUUCCUACAUCCGAAGGCAACCUUCAAGCAACCUUCACGUCCCAGAGAUCAGUAUGGGUCACCGUGUCACGGUAAUAUGGGCAGAGCAGACGUUUGGCCCUUGGAUAACUGCUCGAGUGCUCCAAUGUCACCCUGCAUCUACACAGAGAGAGGACAUCUGCUCGACAAGCCAGAGUUUCCAUGUUCUGUGUGUUACUGUUCCAACUACCACAUGGCAGAACACAUGGCAAUGUGCAAGGCAGGUAAAUCAGACAUCGUCAUAGAGAGAGAAAUACAACCAAUCAGAGAUCUGGAAAACGAUACAGAUGUGGUUCUCACUCAUCUGUGUGGUUGUGACAAACUGCUGCAGUUCGUCUCUAUGCAGCUGGCUCAGUUACAGGCAGAUAAGAAAAGCAUUGAGUAUGCUUUAGAAAUCAAAUGGCUGGGGAUGGAAGACGGACUUCCUGGAGAGCUGGAAGUAUCCCAGAAGACUUUGCUUCAGGAGGAGCUGGUUACACUCAGAGCCAGAAUAUGUGAUUUGUCAUCGGAGAUGGACAGAUUGUGGAGUGAUUAUGAACGGAUGGAGAGCGAGCUGUCCAUUUUCCAUUCUCAUCUCCAACACAUCCUUCACUUCGGAACGCCACAGGAACAGAUUCAGGCACAGAAGCAGCUCUGGAUGAUGGAGGAUAUCUUGUGCGGUUUGAGGGUGAACAAGAACCGCUUUAUGGCUUUAUUGGGUCUACAGAGACAGGGUGCUCCUCAGCCAAAACCUGUUUCCUACUUUGAGGGCGAGUUAGGAGGUCUCAACAUGGAUUGUAUGACCGAAGUGGAGCAGCAGGAGUACAUGAAGAUUCACCAGAGUUACAAGAAAUGGGCUCAAGAGAGUACUGCCAAUGACAGCAUGACGAGUGCUGAACAUGAAGCCUUACAUGAACCACUGCAUCUGACACGUGUUGUGACGUCUACACUUCCGACAUCACUAAUUGCAGAGCGCAUUUUUGUGGACGACCCCUAUCCUGAGCCGCCCAAACAAAUCCUGCUGCAGUCAGGACUGAGGAACAGCCAGAGGAGAGCAGCAAAGAAACCCAGCAGAACUCUGCAUGAGACGACUGACAAAAACAGACACUUACACUGGGCCGAAGGACCAGAAGAGAUGCAACAAAAGAAACUGGCUCAAAAUCACAACAGCAGUGCCAGAGAGAAGGCACUGGCUGACAGAAAGGUCUGGACACACCGUCAGCAAGAGCUCGAGCCUGGAGCCUUGUGCCUUACAAACUCUGAGUCUGACUGCGACGCUGCCAUGAGCUCUCAGAAACGUCAAACUAAACCCAGACACAUGGAUAAAAGAGACAGAAGCAUGAGUGCUGCCAGAGAGCAGAUAGACGACAUUCAUCCCUUGAAACUCAUUACAGCCAGUGAAAAGGAGACAGAUAUCCAGAAGUACACAGCAGAUUCUACUGUUGUACACUUGAGCAACGGCUACAGCGGUGAUAGACGCAAAUUUAAAAGCCACAGCACUGAGUCGGCCAACCCAAUAAUGCCUCAAUAUGGUGACACAAAUGCGCACAAUGAAUUAAAGGACAAAACAUCACAACAAUCAUCUUGCAAUGACAUCAUUGUCAUAGAAAGCCACUCCAUCAAUCAUAUUUCAACUCUUACAGUGUUUAAGGGACAUCAGGAAAACAAUCAAACACACAAACCUCAUAAAAAGAACAGAAGUUCUGACCGACAAAAGUAUUCAGUCACUAACGUGAAAUCUGAGUGUUUUUUGUCAAAUAACCGACAGUGCGAGUUAGUCCCGGUUUACGGUCAUGAUACAAAACCUCAAGAAUCUCUCCCUCCAGUGGAAAAUCAACAACUAGACCAGGGAACCAAUCAAACGCUUGAUAUACCAGAGGGAGGAGACUGUGGGUGGAGCCAAAGUCCCAAAACAACAUUGGAAAUGGCAAAAGCUAAUAGAAAAAAAGAAAUGCCCAAUCAAUCACCAGACACUCAACCAAUCACAUCGUCUGACAAUCAAUUGACACCCACUUCUGACCAAUCCAAACCGGAGCUAUGCAUUUAUGAGGAAAUCCAGUUUAGUUCAUCAGCAGAUGUUGAAGAGGAUCAAAAGAAUCAAACCAGUGCAGACGAAACACGACCAGUAAACAAAUCUGGACCGUCUCACACUGAGGUCAAUGGGGAGUACAGUACAAAAAAUACAGAGAAAAGUCAACCAGGAUGUGAUAUUAUGUGCAAGAGAGGCAAAAAGCAGAACGUUUACAGCUCUUUAAUGAAAAGCUCAGUAAUAAACCAUCAUGUCCAGGACUGUCGGCCACGGAUAACCGUGGUCAGCACCAGCCUGUAGACUAGAGAGAGCCUGCAGAAGGUGUGAGUGAAAGAAGCAAUAAGACACAAAAAAGAGGGAAGAGUUGGAAUAUCUUAAGUGGAUAGAAAGUAAAUGGUAAGAUAAAAGUAUUAAAAAGGGAAUUGAAUCCCUGUUGCCUUCAGAAAAGCUUCGAUCCUUAAUGGAAUAUAAUUAUGUGCUGAUCUAUGUCCGGAGAUCCUGUCUGAUUAGGGAUGAAGAAAACUAUAUUUCAUGUGAAACUCAUAAACUGCAGUUUUAGCUGAGAAUGGGUGACAUUGGUGCUGAUUAAACACUGUGGUCAUUUUUGUGUCAUUUAGCAACUGUCAUGAGAAGAAUUCAUAAUUUUUAUACAUGCACACUAAAUUUCUUUGACUACCAAGAUAAUACCUCUAACUGCAUACAAACUCUUAAGGUUAAUAAUUAACCUGGAAAUACUGUAUUACGAACAUUUCUACAUGUGCAUUAAUCAGUUUUCAGCUUUGUGAUUUGUUUGACCAAUGAUAGUCUCAUAUUGUAAACACAUCUGUGGCUUAUUAAUCGCAUUCUGUGAUUUUGCCAAGUAUGACAAUGUUCCUGGAUCACCAACAUCCUUGUUCGACUUCCUAUAAACAGACAGAUUUUAAAGGGGUCUAAAAAGAACAUUAUUUUGUGUAUUUGGUG
Messenger RNA from Sinocyclocheilus grahami, 3771 nucleotides. It is a transcript of the gene plekha4, whose product is annotated as pleckstrin homology domain containing A4. The transcript is spliced from 18 exons. NCBI's taxonomy places the organism in Eukaryota, Metazoa, Chordata, Actinopteri, Cypriniformes, Cyprinidae. The record is from RefSeq and is a predicted model, not a curated record. The coding region runs from base 7 to 3111 and encodes 1034 amino acids.